This is a messenger RNA of Aphanomyces astaci, 1751 nucleotides long. RefSeq names its product pyruvate kinase. The record is from RefSeq and is a predicted model, not a curated record. Gene Ontology annotation, biological process: glycolytic process. The coding region runs from base 4 to 1590 and encodes 528 amino acids. Gene Ontology annotation, cellular component: cytoplasm; cytosol. NCBI's taxonomy places the organism in Eukaryota, Oomycota, Saprolegniomycetes, Saprolegniales, Verrucalvaceae. Gene Ontology annotation, molecular function: pyruvate kinase activity; potassium ion binding; magnesium ion binding. The transcript is spliced from 5 exons.
AUCAUGUGGAGUGGGCGUCGCAGUGUGCCGCGCCGCGCGCAAGCGUCGUUUCUCCGAUGGAUGUCGACGCCGCCGCCACAAGUGUAUGUUCCUCUGCGCGCCAGAGACACGAAGAUCAUGUGCACGGUUGGACCUGCUAGUGAAUCCGUGGAUAUUCUCAAACGUCUUAUCACAAGUGGAGCGCGCAUUUUCCGGCUCAACUUUAGCCACGGCGACUUUGAUUCUCAUGCAGAACGUCUCCACUCGAUUCGUAAGGCGUCGGAGCAGCUUCGGAUUCCCGUCGCCGUGUGCGGGGAUUUGCAAGGUCCCAAGAUUCGCGUCGGGUACAUUCCGUCGAGCAUUCAAAUGAGCUCCACCCCCCCUGCGCUCGGCGGCCUCAUCGUCGUCAAGGAAGGUGACACGGUCAUCCUGUCCGCGUCGGCCGAAGAGUCUGUGAUUGUCGACGGCGUUGCCACUCUGGCUCUGACGUACAAAGACUUGGUUCACGAAGUAUCCCCGGGGCAUCUCGUGCUGAUCAACGACGGCGCGAUCCGCAUGGAAGCGUUGUCUGCGCAAGGCAAUGAUGCGCUUGUCUGUCGUGUGUUGUUGGGAGGCGUUAUCACGUCUGGGAAAGGCAUCAACUUGCCCGAUUCUGACAUCAAGGCGCCUGCGAUCACGGCCAAGGACUGGACCUGUGUCGAAUGGGCGAAAGCCAACCACCUCGACUACAUCGCGUUGUCAUUUGUGCGCGACGCGGCCGAAGUCGUCGAGCUCAAGGCCGCGCUGGGCGGCGACUCCAACAGCAGCAUGCAUGUGAUUUCCAAGAUUGAAAAGCCCCAGGCGAUUCACAACUUGAACGCGAUCAUCGAAGCCAGCGACGCAAUCAUGGUUGCCCGCGGUGACUUGGGUGUGGAAAUGAACUUGGCGACCGUCCCCAUCAUUCAAAAGCAAAUCGUCGCGCGGUGCCAGCUCUACGGCAAGCCAUGCAUCGUAGCCACCCAGAUGCUCGAAAGCAUGAUCGAGAACGCAAUCCCUACGCGGGCCGAAGCCAGCGACGUCGCCAAUGCCAUCUGGGACGGCGCCGAUGCCGUCAUGUUGUCGGCUGAAAGUGCCACGGGCCGCCACCCAGAGCUUGUGGUGCAAACUAUGGCCGACAUCAUCGAGCAGGCAGAAAGUGCCGACUCGCAUAAGGCCACGAGCGUCCCGCCCGAGCGAAACGCGCCAGCUCACAAGCUCACGGCGGCACUGGCGUACGGGGCAUGGCAUGUCGUAAACAAGACAGAGGUUAAAGUGGUCGUGUGCUGGUCACAACAUGGCAACGCCGCCCGGUACUUGAGCCAAAGCGACUUUCGCGUGCCAAUUGUUGCGUUUUCCGACGAUCCCCGCUCGGUCAACCAAAUGGCACUGUACAAUGGUAUUACACCAGUGGCGAUGGACGUCCCAGCGACACUGUCAGAUUUCAUCGACCAAGCGUCCAAGAUUUUGCUUGAAAAUCGGUGGGUGCAGCCGUCGGACUUGGUGCUGUUCCUGGGGGGGCGACCGCUCGGGGCGUCGAAAUCCACCAAUUCCAUGACCGUUCACGAAGUGGGAUCGAAUGUGUUUGCAGACUAAGUGGAGAUAUAUUGUGCAUUUGAUUGAAUCGACGGGAUCGCCUUUGUAAGAAUAGUACAAUAGUAUUAGGUUCGUACAGAUGUACUAGUAUUAAGUAGUACAGUAAUACACUAGUACUAGGUUCAUUGUGGUCGUAAUAAUCAAGUGCGAAUGAAUGGACA